Messenger RNA from Notodromas monacha, 1703 nucleotides. The record is from the annotation of a GenBank genome assembly. Lineage: Eukaryota; Metazoa; Arthropoda; Ostracoda; Podocopida; Cyprididae.
AGGUGACGAUGCCGUGUACACGUGACGUAGCGUCAUUGGAAUCAUUAGCCACUCACGCCGCUGUGACACUAGUCUGGAGUGCGAGCCUUCUUUUAAACGAUUCUGAUACGAGAUCCGGUUUCCGGGCGUCGUUCACCGACCGACUUCCGAGUUCUCUCCGCGAAAAGGUGUUGGUACGGUUGAACCGUCGUUGCGGACCACACGCCAUCUUCUCGGUUUUUGACAUGUUGGUCGCUGCCUCUGAUCCCCGCCUCUGUGUGAAGCGCUUGCGGUUCUUUGAGCCGGGCAGAGUGGAAGAGAAGCUCUGGCUGGAUGAUGUCAUGGCGCUGUAUCGUGUCUUGGACAGAUGCAAUAUUGCGCCUCAACUUGCGGAAUUGAGUUUUGCUGCCAAAUUCGACCGUUUGACAGAACACUACUAUGUUCCGUUGUUCAAUGUUGGUUUCCCCCUGCUCAUAUCAAAAAUGGCAGCUCUGACAAAACUCACCAUGAUCGGUUCUUGUGAUGACAAGAUUCUGGAGAGCUUAGGGAAGCAUUGCGACAACUUGACUCACGUUGAUGUGUCAGAGAGCUGGCAAGUGACUUCUAAUGGCGUGAAUGCUUUGGUCUACAAAAUUCAAGAUGGCGUCAAAAUGGUCAACACCUGUGUCCCGAACUUUCAAGUUGUGAGUAUCAAAGACACGGAUGUUGGAGUGGAAGGAGUGGAGAGCCUCUUGUUGCAUGCCAAGAAACUGAUUUCUCUUGGAGGAUUUUUCUACGGGAAUAAUGUCGGCUCUGUGAUAUGCUCUAUGGCUGCUGCUGACAAAGAGCUUAGGUUGAAACUGGAGGACCUUUAUGAUGUAAAGCUGACAGGGGAAACUGCAAAGAAAAUUAAUGAAGUGUGUCCCAACCUGACUGCUGUUUCUACCAGGGCAGACUGCGUUUCUGCACUGACAGAAUUUGAUGGAAUCAAAAAGUUAUCUAUUGAUUUUGAUUUCCGCGUUGACGUUGACGAUUUUUUAAAUUUUGUGGAACUGAAAGGACAGUCUUUGACUAAAUUGGAAAUAACGGACGCAGUGAAUCCUUGCAACGACAUGACUGACAGCGUCAGGCGGCCACCAAGGAAUAAUAUCAUCAAAGUUGUUCUUCUCGGGGAUGGAGGAGUCGGAAAAUCGUGCCUGAUGAUGCGGUAUGUGAGCAAUAGGUUCGAAGAAAAUUCUUUGCACACGUUAGGUGUUGAGCUUCUCAAUAAGGACAUCACAGUCAAGAAUUCCGUUUACACGCUUCAGAUCUGGGAUACUGCGGGUCAAGAACGAUUCAAGAGUCUCCGAACCCCAUUCUACAGAGGGGCAGAUAUUUGCUUGCUCACGUUUGCCGUGGACGAACGACAAUCCUUUGACAAUUUAUCGAACUGGGUGACGGAAUUCGUCGCGUACGGGGACAUAAAAAAUGCGAGCAAUUAUCCAUUUGUAGUUGUUGCCAACAAGCAAGAUCUGCCUACUGGAAUCUGGGAAGUUACAGAAGACGAUAUCGCGAAAUGGUGCUCAUCUCACGGUGGCCUUCCGUAUGUAUUGACGAGUGCUAAAGACGCUACUAACGUUGAGGCUGCUUUCUCUAUGGCCGUUGAGCGUUGGGUUGAGCGUGAAGAGAAGCUCGACAAGCAAUUCGAAGAAAAUACGAUUCAAAUGAACAGCCCUUCCGUGGGUUCCUCAUCGUGUUGUUCGUGA